CCGCGGCGUACACGUGCCCACCCACUUGCACGCGCGCCCACUUAACGCCCGCGACGCCUAGUUCGAAAUGAAAGUGUGGCAUGUUAUGAAAUAAGGAUACGCGCCUCUUAUUCAGUAUUUUUUUUUUCUUUUAGUAGUGAGAUUGCAAUAGUGAAGUAGUGCCUUAGUGUAAAGAGUGAUUUGACGACAAGAAAUGACAGAGCGAGAUGAUAUGUGUCUGCGAGAGAUGACCCUGUGUGCGGCGAACGGGUAGUGUGUGUGCGAACAACGAACUUCGCUCUGUAUAACGACUUCCAAGACGAGUGUGCGACUGAAGUGUUUCGAGUGCAUUGCGACUGAUGGUUCGUUACUGAUUAGCUGUAACCCUACGUGGAAUUUAUGGGAUUGUAUCAGGAAAGUCAGCAAGCCACACUGAGCUGAACAGAUUACAAGAAAGUAAACAGAAAAACGUACACGUAACCAAAGUCCAAAAAGCCUAUAUUGUUGUGAUAAAAUAUAGCCCUACAUGUAUCACUGGGUGAUUCGGAAAGUAUCAGAAAGUAUCAGAUUCUGUUGGGCGAAUAGCCUCUGGAGCAGACGAGAACACGAUCCACCUGCUCAUAGUACAGUCUAAAACCCUAUAUAAAAGAAGAAAGAAAACCCAUUUGCUCUAUAAACCCCACAAGACCACCUAGGUCUUCGUCAGCCAUCUUACAAACACCAGCAGGAGUCGCUACAGAAGGACCAAGACGCAGCAGCCAUGGGGUGUGGAAAGUCAAAACCGAAGGAUGAUAUAGAUGCUGCUCCCUACGCCCCGCCCAACCGCUACAGGAAAGCGGACGCCAGCGGGAACAACCAGUAUGGCAGGCGAGGAGCCCCCACCGGAAGUGUCAGGGGAACCCAAAGCCAAGAGCGGCAGGAAGACCAACGGCAGCUCGGGUCCUCGUCCACCUACACCGUCCUCCCUCAGAACGACCACGAGGCUCCUAUCUCGACUGUAGCCACCAAAAAUGGAGAGGAGGAGCUUAUUCCUGCACCUACCAACACCCAGCCAGAUUUUUAUGGUUACAAGAGCAAGCAAAGUCAAAAAACUAUGGAUUCUUCUUAUAAUGGAUUUGGUGAUAAUUCAGAGCAAUUAGUAAAAGACAGUAAUACUGUUUACAGUGAUCCCCAACAAGAACAAGCUGCUACAGAGAACCAAGCUUCUUUCCAAGACUACAAAACUAGACAAAAUUUAGACUGUACUACACCAUCUGUAACAGAAGAAUUAGACAAUAUCAACCUCGGUGAUCCAGACCUCAAUAGAGCUGCAACUCAGAUCCAAGCUUCCUUUAGGGGCUAUAAAACAAGGCAGACUUUAAAAGAGAAUCAACAUGAAUCCCCAUUAACUGAAGAGCUAGAUGGUAUUGAUCUAAAUGACCCUGAACUUGAAAAGGCUGCUACCCAGAUUCAAGCUUCUUUCAGAGGUUAUAAAACCAGACAGAAUCUGAAAGAAAAUGAACCUUCUGUCAAUGAAGAAGAAACAGUUGACCUUGAUCUGAAUGACCCAGAGCUUGAAAAGGCUGCAACCCAAAUUCAAGCAUCUUUCAGGGGCUAUAAAACCAGACAGAAUCUGAAAGAGAACGAAUCUCCUGAAUCUCCAGCUGAUAAAGAGGAAACAGUUGACAUCGACCUGAAUGACCCAGAACUUGAAAAGGCUGCAACUCAAAUUCAAGCUUCUUUCAGAGGCUAUAAAACCAGACAGAAUUUGAAGGAGGAUGGAACUCCUGAAUCUCCAGCUAAAGAAGAAGAGACAGUUGACCUUGAUCUGAAUGAUCCAGAGCUUGAAAAGGCUGCAACCCAAAUCCAAGCUUCCUUCAGAGGCUAUAAAACCAGACAGAAUCUGAAAGAAAACGAACCUUCUGGAAAUGAAGAAGAAACAGUUGACCUUGAUCUGAAUGACCCAGAACUUGAAAAGGCUGCAACCCAAAUUCAAGCUUCCUUCAGAGGCUAUAAAACCAGACAGAAUCUGAAAGAGGAUGGAACUCCUGAAUCUCCAGCUAAAGAAGAAGAGAUAGUUGACCUUGACCUGAAUGACCCAGAGCUUGAAAAGGCAGCAACCCAAAUUCAAGCUUCUUUCAGAGGCCAUAAAACCAGACAGAAUCUGAAGGAAAACAAACCUGGUAAUGAAGAAUCUCCAGCUGAUGAAGAAGAGAUAGUUGACCUUGAUCUAAAUGACCCAGAGCUUGAAAAGGCAGCAACCCAAAUUCAAGCUUCUUUCAGAGGCCAUAAAACCAGACAGAAUCUGAAAGAAAACAAACCUGGUAAUGAAGAAUCUCCAGCUGAUGAAGAAGAGAUAGUUGAUCUUGAUCUGAAUGACCCAGAGCUUGAAAAGGCUGCAACCCAGAUUCAAGCUUCCUUCAGGGGUUAUAAAACCAGACAGAAUCUGAAAGAGAAUGAACUUCUGAAUGACCCAGAACUUGAAAAGGCUGCAACCCAAAUUCAAGCUUCUUUCAGAGGCCAUAAAACCAGACAGAAUCUGAAGGAAAACAAACCUGGUAAUGAAGAAGAAAUAGUUGACCUUGAUCUAAAUGACCCAGAGCUUGAAAAGGCAGCAACCCAAAUUCAAGCUUCUUUCAGAGGCCAUAAAACCAGACAGAAUCUGAAGGAAAAACCUGGUAAUGAAGAAUCUCCAGCUGAUGAAGAAGAGAUAGUUGACCUUGAUCUAAAUGACCCAGAGCUUGAAAAGGCAGCAACCCAAAUUCAAGCUUCUUUCAGAGGCCAUAAAACCAGACAGAAUCUGAAGGAAAACAAACCUGGUAAUGAAGAAUCUCCAGCUGAUGAAGAAGAGAUAGUUGACCUUGAUCUAAAUGACCCAGAGCUUGAAAAGGCAGCAACUCAAAUUCAAGCUUCUUUCAGAGGCCAUAAAACCAGACAGAAUCUGAAGGAAAACAAACCUGGUAAUGAAGAAUCUCCAGCUGAUGAAGAAGAGAUAGUUGACCUUGAUCUAAAUGAUCCAGAGCUUGAAAAGGCAGCAACCCAAAUUCAAGCUUCUUUCAGAGGCUAUAAAACCAGACAAAAUCUAAAAGAGAAUGGAUCUCCGGAAUCUCCAGCUAAUGAAGAAGAGAUAGUUGAUCUUGAUCUGAAUGACCCAGAGCUUGAAAAGGCUGCAACCCAGAUUCAAGCUUCCUUCAGGGGUUAUAAAACCAGACAAAAUCUAAAAGAGAAUGGAUCUCGGGAAUCCCCAGCUGAUGAAGAAGAGAUAGUUGAUCUUGAUCUGAAUGACCCAGAACUUGAAAAAGCAGCAACCCAGAUUCAAGCUUCUUUCAGAGGCCAUAAAACCAGACAGAAUCUGAAAGAAAACAAACCUGGUAAUGAAUCUCCAGCUGAUGAAGAAGAGAUAGUUGACCUUGACCUGAAUGACCCAGAACUUGAAAAGGCAGCAACCCAAAUUCAAGCUUCUUUCAGAGGCUAUAAAGCCAGACAGAAUCUGAAAGAGAAUGGAUCUCCGGAAUCUCCAGCUAAUGAAGAAGAGAUAGUUGAUCUUGAUCUGAAUGACCCAGAACUUGAAAAGGCUGCAACCCAGAUUCAAGCUUCCUUCAGGGGUUAUAAAACCAGACAAAAUCUGAAAGAGAAUGGAUCUCCGGAAUCUCCAGCUGAUGAAGAAGAGAUAGUUGACCUUGAUCUAAAUGACCCAGAACUUGAAAAGGCUGCAACCCAAAUUCAAGCUUCUUUCAGAGGCUAUAAAACCAGACAGAAUCUGAAAGAAAAUGAACCUUCUGGUAAUGAAGAAGUAGUUGACCUUGACUUGAAUGAUCCAGAACUUGAAAAGGCUGCAACCCAAAUUCAAGCUUCUUUCAGAGGCCAUAAAACCAGACAGAAUCUGAAAGAAAACAAACCUGGUAAUGAAUCUCCAGCUGAUGAAGAAGAGAUAGUUGACCUUGAUCUAAAUGACCCAGAACUUGAAAAGGCAGCAACCCAAAUUCAAGCUUCUUUCAGAGGCUAUAAAACCAGACAGAAUCUGAAAGAGAAUGGAUCUCCAGAAUCUCCAGCUAAUGAAGAAGAGAUAGUUGAUCUUGAUCUGAAUGACCCAGAGCUUGAAAAGGCUGCAACCCAGAUUCAAGCUUCCUUCAGGGGUUAUAAAACCAGACAGAAUCUGAAAGAAAAUGAACCUUCAGGUAAUGAAGAAGAAACUGUUGACCUUGACUUGAAUGACCCAGAACUUGAAAAGGCUGCAACCCAGAUUCAAGCUUCUUUCAGAGGCCAUAAAACCAGACAGAAUCUGAAGGAAAACAAACCUGGUAACUGACAAUCUCCAGCUAAAGAAGAGAUAGUUGACCUUGACCUGAAUGACCCAGAACUUGAAAAGGCUGCAACCCAGAUUCAAGCUUCUUUCAGAGGCCAUA
Molecule: messenger RNA, 4364 nt
Organism: Penaeus indicus
Lineage: Eukaryota; Metazoa; Arthropoda; Malacostraca; Decapoda; Penaeidae
Product: abnormal spindle-like microcephaly-associated protein homolog
Molecular function (GO): protein binding
Source: RefSeq, a predicted model, not a curated record